Striga asiatica is the source of this 3415-nucleotide messenger RNA. The record is from the annotation of a GenBank genome assembly. Lineage: Eukaryota; Viridiplantae; Streptophyta; Magnoliopsida; Lamiales; Orobanchaceae.
CAUUAUUCCAUUAAUAUCUCUUUCUAUCCGUUUUUGGGUAUUCUAAAGUCCAUAAAUUAAUUGUUUCACAUAAUUGUUUUUUCAUCUCUCCUCAUAUCUCAAUUUUAAAGAGUUUCUAGAAUAGAAGGGCGACGAUUGGUCGCCAGGUCCCGCUCGGCCGCCGGGUCCCCCUCCGCUGAACAUCUGAAGAGAGUGGACGAUGUCGUCUGAUUUAGGGUGGAAGAAACCUCAAACCACCUAGCGGCGCGGCACAUCCGCCCCGGAAGAAACCAAAUGGCAGUGGCAACUCCACUCCGGAAAGAACCUUGGCAGUAAUGAAUCCUCCAUCCUCCACAAGACACUUUCAGUGUCGAACAAAUGCUUAGUUUCCCCAAAGUUCUUGGAGCAUCUAUGAAGUACCCGUUACUCUUCCCAUCCCCAGGUCGACAAUUUAGCCACAUGAACAAUUCAAAGGCUGUGAACCAAUGGAAUAGAACUGUGGUGGUUGUAAAGAGAUUGUAUUCUACACAUAGAAAAUAUGGCACGAAUGCCAUAGACGCCCAUGCCAUCAAAACAGCAUUUAACCUACAGACGAGCCGCCACAAUAACCAGCUCCAAGAUUUACUUAAAAGGAACCAAAUUUCUGAGGCACGCCAACUGUUCGACUGGAUGCCCCAAAGAAACACGUUGUCAUUUAACAUGAUGAUUUCCUGCCACCUCAAGUUAGGCGAACUCUUUCAUGCCAGGGAGCUUUUUAACAGCAUGUCUUACCGGACUGCGAUUACUUGGACAACACUAAUCGGUGGGUACGCACAGAACAAUCAGCCCAGAGAGGCUUUUAACCUUUUUGUCGAAAUGCUCAGGACAGACGUCAGGCCUGAUUCUGUCACGUUUACAACCGUCUUGUCGGGCUGUGAUGAGACGAUUACGAAAAGGGACGUCAGCCAAGUCCAUGCCCAGGUCGCAAAGUUCGGGUUCAGAGCUGACCUGUCACUCUGCAACAGCUUGCUCGAUUCCUACUGCAAGUCCCGGAGUCUCGAUUCGGCUUUUGACUUCUUUAUGGAGAUGGGCCUGAGAGACACCAUCACUUUCAACACGAUUAUCACAGGCUGCUCGAGAGAAGGUGCGAUUGGCGAGGCAGUAAGAUUCUUCGUGGGGAUGCAGGAUUACGGAUUUAGGCCCACUAAUUUCACAUUUGCCGCACUUUUACGGGCCUGCGCCGAUGUGAAUGACACCGCCCUCGGGUUGCUGAUCCACGGGCUCGUCAUCAAGGCCAAUUUCGUCCAGGACGUUUUUAUUUGCAACGCGCUUCUUGAUUUUUACUCCAAGCAUGAUUUCGUCGAGGAUAUGAGAACAUUGUUCGACCAGAUGCCAGUGUUGGAUGGCGUCUCGUACAACAUUCUUAUAACGAGUUACGCUAAAAACGUGCGGCUCGAGGAAUCACUCUGUCUAUUCAAACGAUUGCGGCUGACCAAUUUUAGCCGGAGGGACUUUCCCUUUUCGACCAUGCUGAGUGUAGCUGCAAACAUGCAGGAUAUCAAGAUGGGAAGGCAGUUACACGCGCAGGCUCUCGUGACGAAUGCAGAUUCGGAAACCCAAGUGGCGAACGCGUUAGUCGACAUGUACGGCAGAUGCGGAAAGUUUGAGCAGGCCAAGUAUUUAUUCACGAGUUUGGCAUGCAUGGACACUAUCCCUUGGACGGUCAUGAUAUCGGCCUACAUCCACCGUGGCCUCAAUGCCGAGGCCCUCGACUUGUUCAAUGAGAUGCGCAGAGCCGACAUCCAUGCUGACCAAUCGACUUUUGCGAGCAUAUUGAACGCCUCAGCAAGCUUGGCCUUGAUUUCGUUGGGGAAGCAACUGCACGCACGUCUGAUAACUGCUGGAUUCGAGUCCAACGUCUAUUGCGCUAGCGCCCUCUUGGACAUGUACGCGAAAUGCGGAUCGUUGAAGGACUCGUCCGCGAUUUUCGUAAGCAUGCCCGAGAGAAACAGCAUCUCUUGGAACGCGAUGAUCUCGGCGUACGCCAAGGACGGGGACGCCGAGGCCACUUUUCGCUCGUUCGAGGAUAUGGCGAGUUCGGGCUUCAGGCCCGACCACGUCAGCUUCCUCUCAGUGUUAACCGCUUGCAGUCAUAACGGACGAGUGGACGAGGCCCUCAGGUAUUUCGACACGAUGACUCGGACUCAUGGGCUCGUCCCACGAAGAGAGCACUACGCGUCGUUGGUCGACGUGCUCUGCCGGCGUGGCAGAUUUGCAGAGGCCGAGGAAUGGAUGGAACGGAUGCCGUUCGAGCCAGACGAGAUCAUGUGGUCCUCAGUUUUGAACUCGUGCAGGAUCCACAAGAAUCGGGAGUUUGCGAAAAGGGCGGCCGGCGAGCUUUUCAAGCUCGACGGGCUCAGGGACGCCGCAGCCUACGUCACGAUGUCGAAUAUUUACGCGGAGGCCGGGGAGUGGGAUGACGUGGCGAAGGUCAAAAAGGCCAUGCGUGAGCGUGGGGUCCGCAAGGUGCCGGCCUGCAGCUGGGUUGAGGUGGAUCGCGAGGUGCACGUGUUUUCAGUUAAUGACAGGGCCCACCCGCUGAGUAAGGAGAUUAGGAGAAAGAUAGAUGAGCUGGCGGAGAGGAUGGAAGUGGAAGGGUACCAGCCGGAUGUGAGCUGCGCCUUACAGAAAGUGGAUGACGAGGCGAAAGCCGAGUCGCUCAAGUACCAUAGUGAGAGGUUGGCGAUUGCUUUUGCUCUUAUUAAGACUAAGGAGGGUUUGCCGAUAGUGGUGAUGAAGAAUUUGAGGGCGUGCGUGGAUUGCCACGCUGCUAUUAAGGUGAUAUCGAGGAUUGUGGGUAGGGAGAUUACGGUGAGGGAUUCGAGUAGGUUUCAUCGGUUUAAGGAUGGGGCUAUUGUUGGGAUAAGAUUGAUUGAUUGUUGUGAGACUGAGCUGGAAUUCGUUUUAGGGGUCGUGUUUCUUACGGCUGUCCAGUACACCAUCGACGCCACCACUGCCCGCCCUACGCGAUGUCCAAAGCCUAGACGAGCAGGAACAAACAAGGACUUAGUCUCCCAGGGCUCCGUGGCUGUGUCUUAUAAUCGACAACUUGUCCUGUUAUCGUCCAUCCACGUUGCCAUUGCUUCCGUGGCUGGGUGCUUUUGUCCAAUAUCAAUGCCAACUAGAGCCAAUGGGGUGAAGUUAUGGGUAUCAGGAAAGAAGCGAGAGAGAUUAUGAACAAGGGGACAGUUGGGGGAAUUGGGCCAACUGUGGAAGUCAGUAGUUCAAUUUCCAAUUAUAAAGGACUCCACGGAUGACGGAUACCAAAAUGCGCGGUGUCUUAAUUUAGUUAGCCUUAGCUCAGAUGCUAAAAGACAAUGGGUUGCUCGAUUGUACAGAGCCUCCUGAAUGUGAUCCUUUAAAAUCGAUGCUGGGGUAAGAUAAUAGGUUAGAAACA